This is a messenger RNA of Zychaea mexicana, 2450 nucleotides long. RefSeq names its product P-loop containing nucleoside triphosphate hydrolase protein. The record is from RefSeq and is a predicted model, not a curated record. Gene Ontology annotation, molecular function: nucleic acid binding; ATP binding. The transcript is spliced from 3 exons. NCBI's taxonomy places the organism in Eukaryota, Fungi, Mucoromycota, Mucoromycetes, Mucorales, Lichtheimiaceae. The coding region runs from base 48 to 2048 and encodes 666 amino acids. Gene Ontology annotation, cellular component: mitochondrion.
CUUUUCUUAGCUGUUGACAUUUAUCGUUUUUCUAAACCAACUUCAUAAUGUUCCAGCGUACGAUUCAAGUGGUUUCGAGCCUUUCUCGUCACAGCACUCGCAAUGUAGCACGAGUAAUUUCUACAGGUCCGCGAUCGAUCGUCAGGAGCCCUGCAUUGUCCAAUGUGCGAUGGGCACGCAUGCUGCACAAUCAACCUGGCUUAUAUUACACUGCCGCUGCUACUGCAUCUGCUUCCAAGGACCCAACUAUUACUGCUGCUGCAGAACAAGAGCCAACAAUGCCAGCAGCUGUCGAAGACGCUCAACAACAGCCAAGACGAUUUUCUGACUUGCAGACGAUUCAUCCCCUCAGUCAAAAAGCCUUGAAGAGUGUUUUCAAGUAUGAUACCAUGUCAGCUGUGCAAGAUGCUGUGCUAUCUCGCCUACCUGAUACCAACGACAUGUUUGUCAAAGCCAAAACUGGUACUGGCAAAACACUUGCGUUCCUGAUUGCUGCUUUGGAAAAGGUCGUCGCUGGCAAGGACAAGUCCGACUUGCGCCACUAUGAUGGCUCGUCCAUCUUUAUCAUCUCGCCUACUCGCGAACUGGCACACCAGAUUGCUGAAGAAGCCAACAAGCUGACCAAGUUCUAUCCACUGAACGUCCACUGUUUUGUCGGUGGUGAGUCCAAGAUGAAGCAAAUCAAGGCUCUUGAACGUUCCCGCUGCGACAUUGUCGUAGGCACACCUGGCCGAUUGAACGAUAUGCUAGAAAGCCGAGCACAUUUCCGUAAAAUGGUGGCCACAACACAAGUUUUGGUUCUGGACGAAGCGGACCAGUUGGUGGACAUGGGAUUUAAGCAAGAAGUGGAACGGAUAUUGAAGCAUUUGCCCAAGCAGGACCGCCAAACCAUGUUGUUUUCUGCCACGUUGUCCGACGAGAUCCGAGGCUCGAUUGGCAAGUUUGCGCUUUCGCCUAAAUAUGAUUUGAUUGAUACUGUUGGUGAAGAAGACGUCAAUACCCAUCUGCAUGUCAAGCAAUCUGCGCUGGUCGCGCCCUACAAGGAGCAGAUCCCACUCUUGCGUAAUCUGUUGAGCAAUUAUGAGGCGGCCAAUGAGGGCAAGACCAUUGUGUUCUUGCCUACAACCAAGUCUACCAUGGUGUACGCUCAGCUCUUCCAGCACUUGCUGCCCGGGCGUCGAGUAUAUGAAUUACACUCGCGUAAGUCACAGAAUGAUCGAAGCAGAAUUGCCGCUCGAUUCAAGCAGUCAAGACCAGGUACUAUCCUGUUUACCUCGGAUGUGUCUGCUCGUGGUGUUGAUUACCCUGGUGUCUCGUUGGUCGUUCAAGUUGGUAUCCCUUCAUCGCGUGAACAAUAUAUCCAUCGUCUCGGUCGUACUGGCCGUGCUGGUAAUUCCGGUGAGGGCAUUCUUGUCGCCGCUCCGUUUGAAGAUGCUUUUAUCAAGAGCGAAAUUGGGGAUUUGCCUGUCAAGAGCUUGGUUGCACCUGAAAUUAGCGAAACCGAGCAAGAAGAAACGACCAGGAUCAUGAAGUACUUCCAGGACUCAAAACUUGAUGAAGAUUUUGUCCGAGAAAUGUACACAGCCUACCUUGGUUACUAUGUCGGCAGAAUGGUUACGUUGAGACGAUCCCGUUCGGACACCUUGGAACAUGCCGAGUCAUUCUUACGUGCUUUUGGUGUUGAAGACAUUCCUUAUCUUUCUCAAAAAUUCAUUCAGCAAGUGGGUCUUUCUGAGAAGAAACGAGAACAGCGAUCCUUCCCGUCACGACGCGGUGGUGACCGCCGUGAUAGUGGGCGGUUCGGCAGCAACAGAAGAUUCGAUGACGGAGGCGACUUUGGUGGAUACAAGCGCCGUGAUAGUGGACGAUUCAGCAGCAACAGAAGAUUCGAUGACAGCGAUGACUUUGGUGGAUAUAAGAGACGAUCAUCAAGCAGAUUUGACGACCGGGAUUCCAACGACCGUCCUAAUCGACGAAACUCCUUUGGAAAACGCGAUCAAGAUCGUCGUGAACCCGGAUCUUUCAAAAAGUUCAACAGAUUUGACUAAAUGAUGACACAAAAUAACCCCUAGAACUCUUUUCAUUUCUUUUUCUUUUGCAUAUUCAGUACAUAUAUUGCAUGCUUAUUUGUAAAAUACAACAUCCAUCCAUGAUGGAUAACGGUACUACUACCACUAUUAUUAUUACCCUCGUGGAUUCAUGUAAAAAACAACACAUAUUGACUCUCCCUUCUCUACUUUGUCCUUUUCUUUCAUUCCUGAUAAUAAAAAAUCGCUACUCAAUGUUUAUGCAUUGACAACAAAGACAUAUGUACCCGCUUAUUUCACCGCAGAAUAUGUCUUUUUGCUAACAUCGUAAAAGCAAACAAAGGCUGCUGGAUGUAUCAUACCACAGAGUGAAAACAUGUCGUUGUUUAGCACAAUGCGUAAACAAACAAACAUGACAAGAAG